Molecule: messenger RNA, 1786 nt
Organism: Suricata suricatta (meerkat)
Lineage: Eukaryota; Metazoa; Chordata; Mammalia; Carnivora; Herpestidae
Gene: SLC2A11
Product: solute carrier family 2 member 11
Exons: 10
Coding region: 50-1351 (433 amino acids)
Biological process (GO): monosaccharide transmembrane transport
Cellular component (GO): membrane
Molecular function (GO): hexose transmembrane transporter activity
Source: RefSeq, a predicted model, not a curated record
GCUCCAGAGAGCCUACUGAAAUGACUGCACCGCCCUCCUCUCGGCGCGCAUGCCCUUCCACUCGUUCGCUUCUGGCGGCGGCGGUCCUAAACCAAAAAGCUGGUCAGCUCAGGCUCCUGUUGCCGCGAAGAUGGAGAAAUGUAUUCAGGGCAGAGUCCUGCUCCUGACCAUUUGUGCGGCUGGCAUUGGUGGGACUUUUCAGUUUGGCUACAACCUCUCUAUCAUCAGUGCCCCGACGUUGCACAUCCAGGAAUUCAUCAAUGAGACAUGGUGGUUGCGUACUGGCCAGCCAUUGCCCGACCACCUAGUUCUGCUUGUGUGGUCCCUCAUUGUGUCUUUGUAUCCCCUGGGGGGCCUUGUUGGAGCACUGCUUGCCGGGCCCCUGGCCAUCAUGCUGGGAAGGAAGAAGUCCCUCCUGGUGAACAAUAUCUUUGUGGUGGCCGCGGCGACCCUGUUUGGCUUCAGCCGCAGAGCAGGCUCCUUUGAGAUGGUCAUGCUGGGCAGGCUGCUCAUGGGAGUGAGUGCAGGUGUGAGCAUCAAUGUCCAGCCCAUGUACCUCGGGGAAAGCGCCCCCAAGGAGCUCCGAGGAGCUGUGGCCAUGACUUCAGCCAUCUUCACUGCCCUGGGGAUCAUGAUAGGCCAGGUGGUUGGACUCAGGGAGCUCCUGGGAGACCCACAGGCCUGGCCACUGCUGCUGGCCAGCUGCCUGGUGCCUGGGGUGCUCCAGCUUGCCUCCCUCCCUCUGCUCCCUGAGAGCCCACGCUUCCUCCUCAUUGACCGUGGAGACAUGGAGGCCUGUCUGGCAGCGCACAGGUCAGUUACUAAGGGCUUCUUUCUUUUGCAGUGUGCGGUGAUCGAGAGGGUGGGGCGCAGGAAGCUGCUGAUAGGGGGGUAUUGCCUGAUGACCUGCUGGGGAAGUAUCUUCACCACAGCCCUGUGCCUCCAGAGCUCCCUCCCCUGGAUGCCCUACCUGGCCAUGUCCUGUGUCUUUGCCUUCAUCCUCAGCUUUGGCAUUGGCCCUGCCGGAGUGACAGGGAUCCUGGCCACGGAGCUGUUUGACCAGAAGGCCCGGCCUGCUGCCUAUAUGGUCUGCGGGAUGCUCAUGUGGACCAUGCUCUUCCUGGUUGGGCUGGGAUUUCCCUUCAUCAUGGAGGGUUUGUCCCACUUUCUGUAUGUGCCUUUCCUCAGUGUCUGUGUCUGUGGGGCCAUCUGUACUGGCUUGUUUCUCCCCGAGACCAAAGGCAAGACCUUCCUGGAGAUCUCUGAGGAGUUUCACAGACUCAACUUCCCUAGGCAGAGCCAGGGCCCCGAGUGGCUGGGCCCGGAAGUCAUUCUGGCCACAGAGCUGUAGUUCUGUACGUGCUGCGGGAUCCAGAUCCCGCUGCAGCUCUCUCUCUGCUUCCUGCCCAGGGUCCCAGCCCUCUGCGUUCCCUCCCUCCUGCAUUCAUUUGUUGAAUGUGUGCCUAUGUAGCACCUACUGUGUGCAGGCUUGAUGCUAGGUGCUUAGCAAUCCGUGGUGGGUCGGAGAGAUGGGAUCAGGACCUACUGGUGCUCCCCAGCUAGAGGUGGUUAACUAAUAAAGCAACGGAUAAAAACUGUUGCAAAUUGGGGAAAUGCGGUAGGAGAAAAUACAGAUUAUGAAGUGAGUGCAUACUCGGGAGCCUGGCCUAUCGGAGGAGGGUGGUCAGAAAAGAAUUUUCUGGGGGCAUCGGCUGGCUUGGUCAGUAGAGCAUGCGACUUUUGAUCUCAGGGUUGGAAGUUUGAACUCUAUGUCGGGUGUAGAGAU